Ostreobium quekettii is the source of this 762-nucleotide messenger RNA. Lineage: Eukaryota; Viridiplantae; Chlorophyta; Ulvophyceae; Bryopsidales; Ostreobiaceae. The record is from the annotation of a GenBank genome assembly.
AUGCAGGCCGCCCUGCACGGCGCCCCCCUGCGGGCGCGGUGCCCCGCUGCCCCCGCCCGGCCCCACGCCUCGAUCCGUUCCCAGAUGCCCCAGGAUCCGCCCUCCAGCUCAUCCCGCCCGUCUGGGCCACCGACUGGCGAUCUCUCGAUCGAUCGCCGGACGGCAUUUCUGGGAAUGGGCGCGGCGUCUGUGGCCCUGGCGGUGGACUUGGCGGUGGGGGUGCCUGUCGCCGGGGCGGAGGACAUGGAGACGUUUUUUGGGUACGCCACGCCGCCCACGAGCUACGGGGGUUAUGGAGGGAAUGCAGACGAGCCGCCGAAGUACAAGUUCCAGUACCCGGCGUCGUGGAAGCCGCAGACGGUGAACAAGGUGCAGAAGGGGACGCAGGGGAUCGACAGCAUCAUCGUCAACCCACGGAACAAGAGUAGCGUGAUGUUCGUCAUCGCCCUGGGGCGGGCUGGCGAGGACGACAAGUCAUUCAAGCUCACCGACGUGGAGACUACCUUUCAGGGAUUCGUGGGCGCCGACUACGAGCUCCAGGACGCGGUCCAGAGCGCCAGCAGCAUAGCCAGGACGAGUCGGGAGGUGGGCGGGGAGCCCUUCUACGACUACGACAUCGACUCACCCAAUGUCCAUGUGCUCUCCACAGUGACUGUGCGCGGAGGCAAGAUCUUCGCGUUCAUCAUCAAGGUGCCCACAAGGCAGUACGAGUCCCAGCCUGGCACAUUCAAGACUGCACUCACAUCAUUCCGUACACUCUGA